Messenger RNA from Limulus polyphemus (Atlantic horseshoe crab), 684 nucleotides. Its product is annotated as protein tumorous imaginal discs, mitochondrial-like. The record is from RefSeq and is a predicted model, not a curated record. The transcript is spliced from 5 exons. NCBI's taxonomy places the organism in Eukaryota, Metazoa, Arthropoda, Merostomata, Xiphosura, Limulidae. Gene Ontology annotation, cellular component: mitochondrion. Gene Ontology annotation, biological process: protein folding; mitochondrion organization; negative regulation of apoptotic process. Bases 55 to 558 code for a protein of 167 amino acids.
CAGAUAUCUUACAUUUGUUUUAUAAUAGGUGUGGAAGAUGGUCAGACUGUAAGAAUGCAGGUUGGGAAAAGAGAAUUAUUUAUAACCUUCAGGGUUCAGCAGAGCGAUUAUUUUCAUCGAGAUGGUGCUGAUGUUCACACAGAUGCCACAAUUAGUCUUUCUCAGGCAGUGUUAGGAGGAGCCGUGAGGGUGCAAGGAAUUUAUGAGGACAUUACUAUUAAAAUCCCACCAGGAACGUCAUCUCAUGCAAGAAUAAGAGUAGCAGGAAAGGGUAUUAAGAAGAUGAACUCGUAUGGUCAUGGGGAUCACUACAUUCAUAUCAAAAUUAAGAUACCACAAAAGUUAACACGUGAACAGAGAGCCUUGCUUCAGGCAUAUGCUGAAAUAGAAGAGAACACACCAGGCACAAUAGAUGAUAUAACUGACACGUCGGAAGGAAAACGGUUGAUGGAAGAUCCCAGUGGUUUAGUGAUGGAGAUACGAAAAGUCGUGAAAGCAAACAUUUCUAAUGAUAGUAACAAAAUAGCAAAAAAAUUAUCUGAUGUGAAAAAAAUAUGAAACUAGUUGACUUAUUUGAAAUUGUUUUACUUGUAAUAUUUGCUUGCAAUAAAGAACAUGUAUAUUAUUUUAUGUUUGAAAUAUCAUCCAAGUCUUACCUGUGCAUUCUUGAGAAUUUUGAAGUUU